AUUAUGGAAUCUGUGAUAGUAUAGAAUCAUAUCUCCAUUGUUUAUAUCCAGGCGCUGAUAUUGCCUGCUGUGAUCAGUACAGAUGUAAUGCGGAUAUGUACGUCUUCUUUUAUGCACUGGAGCUCUGGCAUCUUAUGGUUGCGUUAAGCGCGGUAAUUAUCACACAAUCUAAAUGCGUUAAUGUCUACUAUAGCAACAACAACGUCCAUACGGGGGCGCUGUUAUAUAAUGAUGGUUUCCUAAGGCGCCAUGAUACACUACCAAGUGUAGGAUUUAUCGCAAACGGGCGCACCGCUAACAGUUUUGCUCCUGAUCACCACCACGGAAUCGACAUUGAAACUUCUAUAAACCCUGGUGGAUACCAGGAUCAAUAUAAACAGUCCUCAGGGAAGCGCGGAUUCAGGGUAUUACUUAGCAUUCGAAAGUUGCGAAAGAUCAAACGUCGUAAAAUUAAUCGCAUGAAUAAAGAUAUCGAGCUUUACCGAAGGGUUAAAGAGAGGCGUUUAAAAAACCCUAAUCGCUUGAUUGAUAUCCGCAAGGUCAACUUUAUCAAUGAUAAGUGCAACCCUCAGCUUAUGAGACUACCAGUCUCGCCAUUGGUUGACCUGAAUGGCAUUGUCCCUUAUAAAACAGUACCGGAAAUGACUUCUCAAGUACCGUUUAACCCGGCACCUGUUUUACUAUCACUCGGAUACAAGUUCAAACCGCGUGGCAAGAGCAAGUAUGAGCGUUUUUGUGAACCGUAUCCCAUGGACGAAGUGCUACAGGUGAUGGACGCACGUAGCCUUGGUGCCAUAAGUCGCAUGUCAGGUAAAUAUAAAAUCACUGGUGAUGGUACUAGGAUGCCUACACCUAUGGACAGUCAGCCUGUACCUCCUGGUGCUAGUGUAGGUAAGGGCUAUGGAUUCGGACUCGCCAAGAAACCUGAACCCAAACGCAAGCCUAUGCCAUUAUCUAUUUUCGACCCCUACAAACCAGAGGAGAGCCACCUAGUUGAUACCUUGGAUGAAGUAAAUCAGCUUCGAAGGGAGGCGUUAGACUACGUCGAACGCCUAGUGAAGCCGUUGAUGCCGAAGUCCAAAAACGCCAGUAAAGGGAAGAUGGGCUCAGAUAACAAGUCUGGUACCCCUAAACAUGAUGAGAUCCCUACGGACGGUAUUAAAGUACCGUAUUUGGAUGACGCUUGUAACGAGGGUGAUAUCAUGCGAAACCCUCGUUAUUUGGGUGAGUACCGCAACAAAUACUGGAUACAUCCAUUCUAUGGCAAUGCCACAAUGCCAGGUGAAGAGAGGCGUUUAGUAGAGGAACACAACCGUGCUCAUCCCGACAAGCCCCUGGUAUACGAGGAAUAUAAAGUCGACAUCAUAUACUGUCACUCCAACGGUACUAUAGUAUACCUUGGGGAGAACCAGGAGCCAUAUACCAACGAGGCUGACGAUUUUGUUCUAGAGGGCGAGGACCCUAGGGAACCACGUUUUGUCAUACAGGCUUCCGCAGGUUUUAUAAAGGAAGAGGGUCUCCAGAUAGGACAGAUCCUACCACUGGUUGACAGUGACAUGCGCAGGCGCUACUACGACAACAUUUUCUUCAUGCCCAAGAGUUUGCGCAAACUCUACCCUGUUCAUCUACCUGAUGGGCGCCCGAUAGAAUGAACCUCUAAUGUUGUAAAUAUCAGCGA
Babesia bovis T2Bo is the source of this 1678-nucleotide messenger RNA. RefSeq lists its product as uncharacterized. The transcript is spliced from 2 exons. Bases 96 to 1652 code for a protein of 518 amino acids. NCBI's taxonomy places the organism in Eukaryota, Apicomplexa, Aconoidasida, Piroplasmida, Babesiidae. The record is from RefSeq and is a predicted model, not a curated record.